This is a messenger RNA of Ostreobium quekettii, 156 nucleotides long. NCBI's taxonomy places the organism in Eukaryota, Viridiplantae, Chlorophyta, Ulvophyceae, Bryopsidales, Ostreobiaceae. The record is from the annotation of a GenBank genome assembly.
CGUGUUCAUCGUCAUGGACUAUGGGCGCCCCAGUGGGACGGCCUAUGUGGAAUUCCAGACGCCCGAGGACGCCCAAGCCGCGAUGUCCAAGGACCGCCAGAUGAUGGGCACUCGCUACAUUGAGAUCUUUGGCUCAUCUCCAGAAGAGAGGGCAAG